AUGGAACUUAGUGACUUAAUAUUAAUUCCGAAAGUCGAUAAUGUUGCAUUAAUAGAUAAAAGUGAUGAAAAUGGCAAAAGCAUAGAUGGAAGACUGUGUAUUAGUAGUCACCAUCUUCUUUGGUCUUCACGGCAAAGUGAUGGUCGAGAACUCUGGCUAUUGUACCGAAAUAUUGAUCUUAUAGAGAAAAAAUUGAAUACUCAAAGUCCAGGUGGUAGCAUUAUUUUAAAAUGUAAAGAUUUUCAUAUUCUUCAAUUAGAUAUUAAUUCAACAGAAGAUUUAACAAAUGUUGUAUUAUCUAUAGAGAUGUUAAUGUCGCAAGAACAAACUUUACAAUAUCCCUUUUUUAAUAGACCACAAAUAACUAAUAAUAGUAUAUUAGAAGAUGGAUGGACUGCAUUUACUCCUGUAUCAGAAUGGUCCAGAUUAUUAACUACUUAUGCAGAUGAAUGGCGUAUUAGUUAUUUAAAUAAAGACUACAAAGUUUGCAAUUCUUAUCCUUCUGCUGUUAUAAUACCAUGUCACAUAGAAGAUAAAUUAAUAAUAUCAUCUGCUAAUUUUAGAGAUGGUGGAAGAUUUCCAGUGUUAUGUUACAGGCAUGAAGGAGGAAGUAUUUUGUUAAGAAGCAGUCAACCAAUGUGUGGUACUAAUGGUAAAAGAUGCAAAGAAGAUGAAAGAUUAUUAAAUGCAGUCUUAGGUCCAGGAAGACGUGGUUAUAUAAUAGAUACAAGGUCUAUUGCACAAGCUCAAAGUUCCAGAGCUAAAGGUGGUGGUACAGAAAUGGAUGCUGCUUAUCCGCAGUGGCGGAAAGUACAUAAAGCAAUUCCACGGUCGCAUGAUUUAGCAGAUAGUUUUUUUAAAUUAAUAGAGGCUUGUAAUGAUAUAACAUGUUCUACUUCCCAGUGGAUUUCAAGACUUGAUAAUAGUGGAUGGUUAUCUGCUGUACAAAGUGCUUUAAAUGCUGCUUGUGUAACUGCUCAGUGUCUUCAUCAAGAAGUUGCAGCUGUGUUGGUUCAUGGAAGUACUGGCAGAGAUUCUACUUUAGUAGUAACCAGUUUAGCACAGACAAUAUUAAAUCCUGACUGUAGAACGAUACGUGGUCUUCAAGCUUUAAUCGAACGUGAAUGGAUACAAGCUGGUCAUCAAUUUUUCAGUCGCACACGUCAUGGACCAUAUCAUCCAUCAAAUUCACAAAGCUCAACACAUGCCCCAACUUUUCUUCUUUUCCUUGACUGUCUUUAUCAACUUCAUUAUCAAUUUCAAUUUAGUUUUGAAUAUACAGUACAAUUGUUAAUUGAAUUGUAUAAUCAUGCAUAUUAUUCCAAUUAUGGAACAUUUUUAGGUGAUUCAGAAGCAGAGAGAGUUAGACUUCGAUUAUCUGAACGAACAUGUAGUUUAUGGUCAUACAUAAAUCAACCAGAUAUAUUGGAAAAAUGGUUAAAUCCUUUAUAUGAAAGAAAUUCGAGUGUUAUUUGGCCUAGUGUUGCACCUAUUAGUAUACAAUUGUGGAAAGAACUUUAUCUUGGUCAUACAAAUGUCGCUCCAUGGAAAAAUUUACUAUCGUGUAUAAAACAAAUAAAACAAAAUCAUACAGCAGUACGGAAAGUUGCUAGUCAAUUACAAAUUCAAAUAAAACGAGCAAUAGAAGAAAUGCGUUCGAAUCCUGAUAUAUGUUAUGAAGAAGAGAAUCAAGAUGAACAUACCUGUAUAGCACAAUUAAGCCUAGAAUCUCAAAAUAUCUGAUGCAGAUCGUAGAUAUCGCAAAAAGGAAAAAAUUCGUUUUAUAUAAUAUGCAAUAUUAAUCAUUUCUUAUUUAUAAUAUAAAAUUUAUAUGUAUAUAAAAAUUUACCAAAAAUUUUUAUUACAAUUUCAGAAUUUUUUUUCGUUACAUAUAUUCUCAAGAUUUUUAGAUUAAAAAUCACUUUUGUAAUAAUAUAAUAAUGUAAAUAUAAGUAGCACACACAUUGAUAUACAUUGUUUAUUCAUAUUAUUUAUUUUUAAAUAAUCUGUUAUAAUAUGUAUAUGAUGUAUGUAUUUAAAGUAGAAAAAACAAUUAUCUAUCAUUUUUAUUUAUACAAUGUAA
Messenger RNA from Apis cerana (Asiatic honeybee), 2083 nucleotides. RefSeq names its product myotubularin-related protein 9. Gene Ontology annotation, molecular function: protein phosphatase binding. Gene Ontology annotation, biological process: negative regulation of autophagy; phosphatidylinositol dephosphorylation. The record is from RefSeq and is a predicted model, not a curated record. Lineage: Eukaryota; Metazoa; Arthropoda; Insecta; Hymenoptera; Apidae. Gene Ontology annotation, cellular component: cytoplasm.